Messenger RNA from Suncus etruscus (white-toothed pygmy shrew), 2750 nucleotides. It is a transcript of the gene AVL9, whose product is annotated as AVL9 cell migration associated. NCBI's taxonomy places the organism in Eukaryota, Metazoa, Chordata, Mammalia, Eulipotyphla, Soricidae. The record is from RefSeq and is a predicted model, not a curated record. Gene Ontology annotation, cellular component: cytoplasm. The coding region runs from base 30 to 1985 and encodes 651 amino acids. The transcript is spliced from 16 exons.
UCCCUCCCUCCACCUAGGCGCGGCCGCCCAUGGAGCAGAAGGCCGAGCGCGAAGGCGAGGGCGCCCCGCGGGGCCCGGUGCUGCACAUCGUGGUGGUGGGCUUCCACCACAAGAAGGGCUGCCAGGUUGAAUUCUCUUACCCGCCCCUGAUUCCAGGAGAUGGUCACGACAGUCACACUUUGCCUGAAGAAUGGAAGUAUUUACCCUUCCUUGCCUUGCCAGAUGGUGCACACAACUACCAAGAAGAUACCGUGUUUUUUCACUUGCCACCCAGAAAUGGAAAUGGAGCCACAGUAUAUGGUAUCUCUUGUUAUCGACAGAUUGAAGCCAAGGCAUUAAAAGUAAGGCAAGCAGAUAUCACCAGAGAGACAGUUCAGAAAAGUGUCUGUGUUCUAAGCAAGCUGCCUCUCUAUGGCUUACUUCAAGCAAAGCUACAACUCAUUACCCAUGCAUAUUUUGAAGAGAAGGAUUUUUCCCAAAUUUCCAUUCUGAAGGAACUUUAUGAACAUAUGAAUAGUUCCUUGGGAGGAGCUUCGUUGGAAGGAUCCCAAGUUUAUCUUGGUCUCUCUCCUCGAGACCUUGUGCUUCAUUUUCGACACAAGGUCUUAAUUCUAUUUAAAUUAAUUCUUCUGGAAAAAAAGGUUCUCUUUUAUAUUUCUCCGGUGAAUAAAUUGGUGGGUGCCCUGAUGACUGUGUUAUCCCUUUUUCCAGGCAUGAUUGAGCAUGGUCUCAGUGACUGUUCUCAGUACAGACCUCGAAAGAGUAUGUCUGAAGAUUCUGGGCCUCAACAAAGUAAUCCCCCUACAGAUGAUUUUGUUUCAGUGUCUGCUCCUGGCAUUUCAACUACUAACUUGGGAGUUAAGAAAAUCACGAUAGGAUACCAUGGAGAAGAUAAUACUGUUAUAACCGAAGAAUCUUUAUGCCACAUGGAAAACAACAACAACAAAGAACAAGAACCCAGUGAUAAUGAUACCAAUCAAUACUUGAAACUUCCUUCUCGCCCAUCCCCAGAGUCUUCAGAAAGUGACUGGGAGACAUUGGAUCCUAGUGUCUUAGAGGAUCACACCUUGAAAGAAAGAAAACAGGUGGAGUCAGAACAGACAAACUCAUUUCCAAAGGACUCAGUGCCCUCAGACAGUCCUCCAAUUACUGUACAACCUCAAGCUAAUACAGGCCAAGUGGUCCUCAUACCAGGGCUAAUUUCUGGCUUGGAAGAGGACCAGUAUGGCAUGCCUCUGGCUAUCUUCACAAAGGGAUACCUGUGUUUGCCUUACAUGGCACUUCAGCAGCACCAUCUUCUUUCUGAUGUCACUGUCCGGGGAUUUGUGGCUGGAGCUACUAACAUUCUUUUUCGACAACAGAAACACCUCAGUGAUGCCAUUGUGGAAGUAGAAGACGCUGUGGUCCAGAUCCAUGAUCCAGAACUCAGAAAGCUGCUGAGCCCCACCACUGCAGACUUAAGGUUUGCAGAUUACUUAGUGAGGCAUGUGACCGAGAACCGCGAUGACGUCUUCCUGGACGGUACAGGCUGGGAGGGAGGUGAUGAAUGGAUCCGAGCCCAGUUUGCAGUCUAUAUCCAUGCACUACUGGCUGCCACACUGCACUUAGAUAAUGAAAAGAUCUUAUCAGACUAUGGCACAACCUUUGUUACAGCAUGGAAGAACACUCACAACUACAGGAUUUGGAAUAGCAACAAGCAUCCAGCACUUGCAGAAAUAAAUCCAAACCAUCCUUUUCAAGGCCAGUACUCAGUGUCAGACAUGAGGUUAAGAUUCUCACAUUCUGUUCAAAACAGUGAACGUGGCAAAAGGAUUGGAAAUGUUAUGGUCACAACCAGCCGGAAUGUUGUACAAACCGGAAAAGCUGUUGGCCAAUCUGUUGGAGGCGCAUUUUCCAGUGCAAAGACAGCUAUGUCCUCAUGGCUCUCUACCUUCACCAGUUCCACUCCUCAGAGUCUCACUGAGCCUCGGGAGGGGAAGCCCUGAGCAUGGGGCCAGCAAGCUGCUGAUACUUCCCUAGGUUUAAGUGUUUCUUGUCUGUCCACUCUUCCCAGACUGCUCCUCUUCAUUGGCCACAGUUUCACAGCCAGAGGCCAGUGUGUCGGACUGUUUACAUGAUGGUUCCCCUCUGUUCUAAUGAAUGUCACAGGAUGCUGGAAAAAUGAAAUCACAACCAGAGCAGGACUGGCCUUUUGGUUGGGGUUCAAAUUGACUACUUUUCUUCUCAGUCUGAGCCUGAUUAAAAUAUUACACAGUGAACCUUCCAAUGAAUUUUUGAGUUCUGCUAUUGUACAUUUGUUUACUUUUAAAAAGUUUUUACUUCUGUAAAUUUUGUUAUAUUGUUUAAGUGUCCAGAUAGUCAAUAUAAUUUAUAUUUGUUAAAAUUAAGUUAUACUACUAUUUUAAAUUUCUCUAAAGCUGGUCUUCAAAUGUACUUAUAAAGUCGUGGGACCAUGCAGUCCAGCCCUUUGUUAUCAUUUUGAUCUUCUGUUUGUUGGUUUUGUUUUAUUUGGUUUUACUCACAAAACACAUUCAACAAUUUACUUCCUCCCAGAAGUGUGACCAGUCAGGGAUGGUAGUUCUGAGAUUGGCGUGUUUUAUUUCAUGUUGUUGUUUAUUCCUGAGUCCUUAAGCAUUUUCUUGAUACUCCUCAAGGAGUAUCUUUAUUCUUUCUUUCUCUUCCUAAUCAUGGGAGUAAGUUUGCAGAUAAAUCACCACAAAGGUCUGAGCACUGUUCUAGGGUUGUUGUUU